This is a messenger RNA of Serendipita indica DSM 11827, 1143 nucleotides long. NCBI's taxonomy places the organism in Eukaryota, Fungi, Basidiomycota, Agaricomycetes, Sebacinales, Serendipitaceae. The record is from the annotation of a GenBank genome assembly.
AUGGUUUCGUGGCCAACGCCACCACUCAUUCGCAACGUCAGGAUACCCACUCAUCCGGAAUACGCCCUGAUUGGCCUGUUCAUCCCACUGCUGGUGUAUUUUUGGAGACAGCGGAGCCGCAGCACCGUUUCUACAAUUAUUACGCGAAUAUUUGUUCAUCCUAUCAAGUCGUGCCGGGGAACCUCUGUUCCGGCAUGGGAGUACACUCCAGAGGGUUUAAAACACGAUAGAACGUUUGUUAUCGUCGACAAGAAUACGCACAAGACGAUUACAGCUCGCGAAAUUCCAAAGAUGGUCUUGAUUCAUCCUAGAAUAGAAGAGACUCCCAAGGGACAGAUACUCGAAAUUCAUUUUCCAAGCGAAACUACUAUUGGCGUUGUAAGGACAUACUUGGUACCUCCAGAAGAGGUUGUCAAGAGCUGGGCAAAGCUAGACGAUAUUCAAAUUUGGUCGCAUACCACUGAUGGAUACAUCUGCGAGUCACUUGAGCAAGGUGGUCUCGAUCCGUCUGGAGCCCUCUCCAAGUAUCUUGAGCGCGACGUGCUGCUCAUUCGCAAAGGUCCUACCACACGACAUCUCAAGCCCACCGCCGCGUUCCCCGCUCUCCAGGGGUCGGCCGUGUUCCAGGAUGGAUAUCCUAUCCUCGUCGCAUCUGAAGAGAGUCUUGUAGACGUUCAGACAAAGCUUUCCCUCAGCGCAGCUGGCGUCGAAGGCUGGAAAAUCAACGGUGUCGCUGGCGAGUGGACGGGCGAACUCGUCAUGGAAAGAUUCCGCCCGAAUGUUGUCGUCGAAGGCGCGGGAAAACCGUAUGCAGAAGAGGAGUGGGAAGAGAUUUCGUUUACCACCACGGAGCGGAGUGGUCGUGCUUCAUCUGAAUACGGUCGAAUGCUCCUGGUAUCACGGUGCACACGCUGUCAGCUGCCGAACAUUGAGCCUUCGACGGGUAUCCAACACAAGCAUGUUCCGUACAAGGUGCUAGCCAAGUACCGGCGAGUGGACCCUGCUCAUCCAUACACGCCUUGUUUCGGUGUCAACGCGGUUCCACAAGAGUCUGGGGUGUAUAGGGUCGGCGACACUGUCCAUGUGCGACGGUUUGCGGCUGCUGGUAAAUUGCCAGAGAAAGAGGUGAUUGUAAAAAACUAG